Molecule: messenger RNA, 2169 nt
Organism: Akanthomyces muscarius
Lineage: Eukaryota; Fungi; Ascomycota; Sordariomycetes; Hypocreales; Cordycipitaceae
Exons: 2
Coding region: 1-2169 (722 amino acids)
Source: RefSeq, a predicted model, not a curated record
AUGACGGCGCCUCCUCCUCUGCCGCCGCGACAACUACGUCGACAGCCCACAUCUCCAGCAACCCCGCCCCAACGUCCAAAUGAUGGCCUCUUGGCGUCUUCUAGUAUCGGGAUUGGCUAUUCCACCAACUUGGAUGCUUCAGACCCCAGAACGUCGUCGUCUCAGUCGUUGAUAGCACCCGCGACAGAGUUUGAUACCCGGCGCUCGCUGCUCGUCGUGUACAUUCACGGCUUCUAUGGCAAUGAUCAGUCCUUUAGAUCCUUCCCAGCGCACGUACAUGCUUUCCUCACCGAGCUUCUGUCCGAAACACACAUUGUUCAUUCAAAAAUAUACCCUCGUUAUAAGACCUACAGAGCUAUUCAGGUUGCAAGGGAUAACUUUAGUGCCUGGCUCGAGCCGCAUGAGUCUCCCACUACUGAUGUCAUUCUUGUUGGUCACUCCAUGGGAGGCUUGCUGGCUGCAGAGGUUGUUUUGAUGCCUAAUCGCGAUCCGCAUCUCCAUCAACCAUUCAAGCACCGAAUACUGGGCACCUUGUCUCUGGAUUCGCCAUUUCUAGGCUUAAACCCCGGAAUAAUCGUAUCCGGAUUGUCAAGUCUGUUCCAGCCUGCGCCAAAGACUGACAAGGAGACUGUGGGCUCUGCGUCUCAGUCCUCACUCGGCGUAGACCCGUCUGCGAGCGACCUACAGCUGCCGCUAUCUGAAAUUGCAUCCAAUGCCUCUACCACAUCAUCUCCACCAGUUCGACCGAAUGAGCUCUAUGACCCUCCCUUCUUCAAUGAUGUUCCUUUUAGAGAGAAACCACUGCUCUCAAGACUGCGGCACUUUGCUUCGAAGCACAAGACUGAAGGCAUAUUUAACGCUAUAGGCAAUCACAUUAUUUCUCAUCUGGAAUUUGGUGGUUGUAUAGCUGAUUAUCCAGAACUUUCUGCUCGGUACAAGCGGAUACGAGCUCUGGAGGAUGUUGAUGAGCUUAAAGCAAUCUCUGAAGGCCACCCGCCGGCGGCGCACAGACGUGUUCGAUUUGUCAACUAUUACACGCUGUCGCCGGGCCGUCCCAAGCCAUCACCUCAAAUGGGUGGCUUAUCGGCUGGCAAUCUGCCGCUUUCGACGCUGAGCUUGGAUGAUUUAGAAUCGCAGGACGAGAAAGUCGGCGAAUCUGUGGUAAAAGCCGACUCACAUCCUAGUCCUGGCGCUGAACAGCUGUCAGAUGCGAAUCGUGCAGCGAUUGAUGGUGACUCGGAUGGAGGGGGUCUUUAUGAGGCGGAAGAUCUCAAGCCAGAAACAGAUGGAAAGUCAAUCGCCAACAGAGCAUCAGGUGAUGACGAUGUAGAUGACAAUUAUGAUUCGGACAACGAGAGCCACGGCUCUAUGCUCCAUCUUGAUCCUGUCCCGAUCCUCGACGAAGAUGAGGAAGAGGACGAAAAGCUGGAAAGACCAAGAACGGAAGCAGAGGACGAGAAGGAUAAAGGGGACAAAAAGUAUGAAGAGGACGAAAAGACAAAAAAGGAAGAAAAGGCAGAAACAGAAGAAGGCACCAUGGGAGCACAUCCGAUUGCCACACCAUCCGCCAAAGAAAGCCAGCCAGAUCUCGACCUCGACCUCGCUCCUAUCCCGCCCGAGCCUGAAGAGCCAACGCCUCCCGACCUGACCAAGUACACGGACAAGGACGCCCGCAAGCAAGCGGAAAAGGAAGCCAAGCGCCAGCAAAAGGCCUACCAGCAGGCCGUCAAGGACCGCAGCAAGGCCAUCCGCGAACGCGAGAAGCUCCUCGAGAAGCGCCGCAAAAAGUCCGCCAAGGAGGCCGAGCGGCUCGAGAGAGAAACCAACAGGGAGAUGCAGGGGCUGCUGAAGCAGAAGCAAGCAGCGGAAGCGGCCGCAGCGGCCGCUCAGCAAACCUCCCACGAUGGUGCGCCCGAGACCACGCCACCACGACCCGCCCAAGAGCAGCCCAGGAAGCUGCGCAAGUUCUGCACGCUCCCAGGCAAGGCCCGCGGGCGGCGCGACCCGGCGUGGGUGGACGUCUACAUGGCCGACGUGGACGAGGUCGAGGCGCACUGCGGGCUGUUCGCGCCGGGUCCGCACUACGACAAGCUCGUCGGCGACGUGGGCAGCCGCGUCAUGGCGUGGGUGCACGACGAUAUGUCGACGAGGGCGGCCAUGGCCAUGUAA